This is a messenger RNA of Morus notabilis, 889 nucleotides long. RefSeq names its product rac-like GTP-binding protein 5. The coding region runs from base 142 to 792 and encodes 216 amino acids. Lineage: Eukaryota; Viridiplantae; Streptophyta; Magnoliopsida; Rosales; Moraceae. The transcript has 7 exons. The record is from RefSeq and is a predicted model, not a curated record. Gene Ontology annotation, cellular component: cytoskeleton; cell projection; plasma membrane. Gene Ontology annotation, molecular function: GTPase activity; protein kinase binding; GTP binding. Gene Ontology annotation, biological process: regulation of cell shape; cortical cytoskeleton organization; small GTPase-mediated signal transduction.
AGCUCUUCCUAUUCCUCACAGAAGUUUUCUUCAAUCUCUUUCCCCCCCGUUGGUCAUAACUCUCCAACUGACUGAGUCUUUUCAUUCUUAGAAGAAGAAUUCUUCUUGUGUUGCCGUUUGUUUGAUGCAUAGACGUUAAGAAUGCAGGCGAAUAAUACUAGAAUGACAACAUCAACAGCAACAUCAACAGGGACGACAUCAAACUCAAAGUUCGUGAAAUGUGUGACAGUUGGGGACGGUGCCGUUGGGAAGACCUGUCUUCUCAUCUCCUACACCAGCAACACCUUCCCCACUGAUUAUGUGCCCACUGUUUUUGAUAAUUUCAGUGCUAAUGUCUUGGUUGACGGCCAAGCUGUGAAUCUGGGUUUGUGGGAUACUGCUGGCCAAGAAGAUUACAACAGGUUGAGGCCUCUUAGUUACAGAGGGGCAGAUGUUUUCCUUCUUGCCUUUUCCCUUAUAAGUUGGCCAAGCUAUGAGAACGUGUCAAAGAAAUGGAUCCCAGAGCUGAGACAUUAUGCCCCAUUAGUGCCCAUUAUUCUCGUGGGGACCAAACUAGAUCUAAGAGAAGAUGACCAGUUCCUAAGGGAUUACCCUGGGGCAUGUACCAUCUCUACACAACAGGGUGAAGAUCUAAAGAAGCGAAUUGGUGCGGUUGCCUAUAUCGAGUGCAGCUCAAAGACACAGCAGAAUGUGAAGGUUGUAUUUGAUGCCGCGAUCAAGUUGGCUCUGCAUCCUCGUUCAAAGUCGUGCAAGAGGCAAAAGGGAAGACGAAAGAGCUGCAAUGUUCUUUGAUUACUUAUUUCCUGUCCUGGCCAAACUAAUAAUAGUUUUGAUAUGAGUACUACUGGCGAUCGAUGUGGCAGUACUAGUACUCUAAGGAUUUGAUUGA